UCUGCGCCGUUCGCAGAGUGCUGAAGCGUUUGAAUAGUAUUUGGCGUGCAUUUUCUUCACUCGCGCUGAGGACUUUGGAACGUCAAUUUUGUGCGCUGCGUCAUCCGAGAUGCCGCCGAUCCGUUGUCUGCUGACUGUACCGCACAUUCAGAUAAAGCGGACGUACCACUUGGAAGAAGGUUCCGUGGUCGCCCUCAAACAUGCGAUUGCCACAUGUCCUGUCCUUGGGUCGCAAGUUCAACUGUCUUGCAGCAAAUUUCAGGUAAUGGAUCCUCUGUUCAAUGAACUUGUCGACCUCGCUACUGAAGACAGCAUACCCGAUAUGUCGAAAAUCGUUCUUAUGGCACAGCAAGAAAGUAGCGGGAAUGAAGCGCCGUCAUGUUCAUCGUCACAGGGCACAUUACAAGCUGUUGUUGAAACUGGUGAGCAAGACACACCAAGCAUGGUCAUUGAGCCUGUCGAGCGCCCACUCGGCUCAGGGGAUAAUGAUGGCAUAAAUUUUAAACUACCCAGCCUUGGUGCCCUCCAUGAAAAAGUGAUAAGCUCUCCGCUGCUAACACCUUCUACAUUCAGGCAAAUCAUUGACAUCCUGCACAAUGAAAUGGCCAAGCACACACUGUAUCCAACGCGUUGUUUCUACAGUAAGGUGACAACCCUGCUUCUUGACAAGUAUCCACAGCUGAAAGAUGUAAUUGGAAGUGGGCACGACUCCUGGAAAGUAGCCCUCCGCAAUAAGUAUAAAAACCUAAGAAGGAAGCUGGAUGAUCAUGAAGAUGUGUUAGCAAGUCGCCAGAAAUUCGGUGCCCAAAAGAAAACAGGAGGCACCACUGAGCUUCAAAGGAAAAAAGCUGGGAAAAUGAGUGUGAGCAUCACAGAUCUAACAGCAGAAGAUGAUGACAGUAUUGCCAAACAUGAAGAUCGACUUGUUUUGGAAACCAAAAAACUAUUGCCGGAUGAGCAACUCGUGGAAAAGUUAAUGGCCUUGACAGCUGGGAAGAGGCUUCCUGACGUUGCGACGAAAACGAUUCGUGAUGUGAAAAAGAACUACCCCUAUAUGAUGGACUUUCAGCGAUUUUGCAAUGACUUUACAAGACUGACCGACAUAAAACCAGUCGGGAAGGUUUCAACAGCCAUCGAUAAAUUAACCCAAUUGGCAGUGAUGAAGAAAAUACGUUGUAGUGAAAACACGAGGCAAAUGUUGGAGAGAGCACGUCAAAUGGACCCCAAAAGGAUGAGAACAAGACAUAUUAUGGCACUUGUAGCUCUGAAAAUCGUCUGUGAGAAUGUGAAGGAACGGUCAGCAUGCUCAAUUUUAUUUGUGCAAGAGACUGACGACAUGCCAGCAACGCCAUGUGUAUCUUAUAAUGGGGCCGUCCUUGAAGAUGCAGAGUUUUUCUGGCUGAUGGUAGACCAGACAAAGUGUUUUCAAGUGACUAAUGCAGAGGAAGGACUUGUCGCAAUUAUGUGUGCAAACUGGUUGUUCAAUGUUCAAUAUGCUUGUAAAGCGUUCAACACCCUUGUCGUCCUCGAAAGAUUUUUUUUUGAGCUCGAAAAGACAACACCAAGAUCUGUUGUUGCGAAGUUCUUAAACAUUCGUAAAAUCCACAUAGUCAUAUGA
Rhipicephalus microplus (southern cattle tick) is the source of this 1618-nucleotide messenger RNA. RefSeq lists its product as uncharacterized. Lineage: Eukaryota; Metazoa; Arthropoda; Arachnida; Ixodida; Ixodidae. The record is from RefSeq and is a predicted model, not a curated record.